Molecule: messenger RNA, 2997 nt
Organism: Vespula pensylvanica (western yellowjacket)
Lineage: Eukaryota; Metazoa; Arthropoda; Insecta; Hymenoptera; Vespidae
Product: neuroglobin-like
Exons: 3
Coding region: 1605-2186 (193 amino acids)
Molecular function (GO): heme binding; oxygen binding
Source: RefSeq, a predicted model, not a curated record
AGCACUUGUUAUGGGCGCCUCAGUCUUGGCUCGCCUGGGCUCUAGGCAAUAUCGCCGACGUGGAAGAAUCGCGGUAAGCUCUUUGCCAGGGAGCCCCGGGAAACGGUCUAAAGAUAGAAAACGGGAAACGCGGGAGAACGAUAAUAGAAACUGGUUCAAUUUACAAAUCUAGAGUUUGUUGUAAGUGAAUAGUGAAACGAUAAACGAGUGAUGACUGAUAUAACCUCGAAAGGAUUUCGUGAAUAUGGACGAUAAGCUGUGAAGGAAAGUAAAAAUAUUGAGUGUCAAUGGACGACGAGAUGAAACUAGACCGGAUGCUUCCUUGAAGAAGAUGGUCAGGAUUAAAUAGAUAGAUACGAUAGUUCCUUCUUGGUUGACCUCUCAUUCUCAUUCAUUUCUGUCUCAGUGUUAUGAGGAGUAGAAGGAAAAGAUAUCAGUUAUAACGGUGAGCGUCAGGUGCUCUCGAUUGGCCCGAUAUCAACGAAGAUAGGAAGAGAGGACAGGAAUCGAUUUGAGGGAGUGAGAGAGAGAGAGAGAGAGAGAGAGAGAGAAAGUAAUAUAUACAUACAUACAUAUAUAUACACACACAACGUGUUAGUAAGAAAAGGGAAAAGAAAAGAGAAGCAAUCGUAUUGAAAGAAAUGAUCAUUCGAUGAGGACACUCGGUAUCUCGAGGAACACGCGAGAGAACGUGAAAGAGAGAGAAAGAAAGAGCUUUCUCCCGCCGACACUCGACCUCCUGUCAAUAUCAUCAUCCCUCUGAUACUCGAGAGCAACUACCACUUGUAUUUCCUUCACCCUCCAAGCCCGCAUUUCUCCGACUCGAAAUGAACAUUGUCGAUGUGAUGUACUCUAAAUGACGUGCUUCUUUCUCAAUUGGCUUCCGCCGACUUAGUUUCGAUCCAUACCAGAGAAGAUCGAAUUGAUUCCUGAAAUAACCAACGAGAUCAGUGAGAAUCUUGUUCCAUCUCUUGUUUCCUUGUUUUUCCCUCCGCUCGAAGCUUCGCGAUGGAAGCAGGAGAAACUUUAGCGACCAGCCAGUGCUUCGACCGGUGUCACUAUUUCAAGCACGUGUUUGCGUGUUAAAGAGGGACAAAAGUAGAUCUUGAUCGCGCGUGCGUGACAAUGAUGAAAAUGUUUCGAUAAAAUGACGAUCGUGACUGUUAACGAACGAUCGAUUUGUCGUCGAUGACGAAUCGAAGAAAAUUCGAAAAUUUCAAGUUUCUCGAUAUCUUAUUGGGGGAGAGUUCGAGUCGAACAAUUUUGCGUAUUUGUUACCGUGAACUAUUGAAAAAGGAAAGAGAAAGAAAAAAAGAAACGUUCUCUCAUUUUUUUUUUUGGGGGGGGGGGGAAAGAACAUUUAUGAAGGAUAAACGUUUAAUGUUCCGGAAUGCUUUCGAUCAAUAAACCAGACGAGAGAGACGAGCGUUCUCGAUCGAUGAUCACCGCUCGAGGAUUCUCUCGAUCGCCAUUUUGAAUCUAUUCGUGAUUUCAUAUACGAGAAAUAUCUCAUCACGUUUUUUCGAGCAAGGUGAAAUUAAAGUUCAAGUAAAGUAAAAAGUACAGGACGUCGUAAGGACGUCGUAGAUAAUCGAUCAAUCAAGAUGGGUUGCGAACUUAGCAAGUUGACAGCCGCGAAAUCGCGAAAUCAAAAUGCUCGCGAAGGUUCACCGCCACCUCCUCAAACUACGACGGAUCCAAGACUUCCUCUGACAGCUAGGCAAAAAUUUACGGUUAUGGCUAGUUGGAGAGCCGUAGGAAGAGCCCUGGAACCUACUGGUGUCUACAUGUUCAUAAGGUUAUUCGAAGAGAACGCAGAACUCUUGAAUCUUUUCACCAAGUUUCGGGAUUUGAAAACGAAGGAACAACAGUCGUCGAGCAUGGAAUUGGCCGAACAUGCUAGAACGGUCAUGAUGACUCUCGACGAAGGAAUUAAGAGUUUAGACGACAUGGAUACCUUCCUGGCGUACUUGCAUCAGGCUGGUGCAUCGCACACUAAAAUACCGGGCUUCGAUCGACAGUAUUUUUGGAAAAUCGAGAAGCCUUUCCUAGACGCAGUGGAGCGAACGUUGGAAGAUCGUUAUUCGGAAAACGUUGAGAGCAUCUACAAGCUGACGAUCAAGUUCAUCAUCGAGACACUUAUCGAUGGCUUUGACAAAGCGCAAAGCGAGAAGGCCAAGUCCUAGUCGUACUCGUCUGAUGAGAAUCAACACCCUUAACGCGCCCUCUCUUUCUCUCGCGCAUAUGACGUACUACAUACGUUUCAAAUAGACACAAACAUAAACACAUACAGAGAGGGGGAAAGAAAGAAAGAGAGAGAGAGAGAUCACACAAAGCAUUACACACGUACACUACAUAUGUAUACAAACACAUCGAGAAAAGUUCGCGGAGUUACUCGUAUUACGUAUUUCGCGAUCGAUCGUCGAAUUACGACGAAGUCCCGAAUAUACCAUCUGUAUUUUUGUGUUGUAUAUUCUUUCUUCUUUUUUCUUUCUUAUUAUUUUCAAAAGAAGAGAAAAAGAUUAGAACAAAACGGGACGACAAAGAAGAAAAACGGAAGAAUCGACACGUGCCUGCGACUUUCGCGGCCAUCUUGCUUUCUUUCCAUGACAAACGACAAACGUCAUCGGUCGGAGCUCGCAUCGUCGACCUUUGUCGACUUUCUUUUUUUUUUUUUCUUUCCUUUUUCGUAGAAAUUCUGGAUAAACGACGAGAGAGAUCGUUUAGAGAUUAAAAAAGAAGAAAAUAUUGCAAGAAGAAAAAAUGAAAAAUAAAAAGACAAAGAGAAAAAAAAGAAGAGGAAAGAAAAUGAUGACCGACACGUAGACGAGAAAUAAUAUCGGCAAAGGUCGCGUCGUCGGUCGAUAAAGAGGAUUUGCAGGAGCGUCUGUCCUUUUUUAAUUACGCUCGCUCGUGAUGCAUGCACGGAUGAGUGCAUGCAUACAUGUGUGUAUGUAUGUAUGUACGUAUGUACGUAUGUAUGUAUGUAUGUAUGUA